This is a messenger RNA of Eptesicus fuscus (big brown bat), 6219 nucleotides long. It is a transcript of the gene ACAN, whose product is annotated as aggrecan. Gene Ontology annotation, molecular function: calcium ion binding; hyaluronic acid binding. Lineage: Eukaryota; Metazoa; Chordata; Mammalia; Chiroptera; Vespertilionidae. The record is from RefSeq and is a predicted model, not a curated record. The transcript has 19 exons. Bases 1 to 6219 code for a protein of 2072 amino acids. Gene Ontology annotation, biological process: cell adhesion.
AUGACCACUUUACUCCUCGUGUUGGUGACUCUGAGGGUCAUCGCCGCCGCCGCCAUCUCCAUAGAAGUCUCAGUCCCUGACAACUCGCUGAGUGUCAGCAUCCCCGAGCCGUCCCCACUGCGGGUCCUCCUGGGGACCUCCCUCACCAUCCCCUGCUACUUCAUCGACCCCAUGCACCCCGUCACCACCGCCCCCGCCACCGCCCCCCUCACCCCGAGAAUCAAGUGGAGCCGCAUCUCCAAGGAGAAGGAGACGGUCCUGCUGGUGGCCACGGACGGGCAGGUGCGGGUGCACAGCGCCUACCAGGACAAGGUCUCGCUGCCCAACUACCCGGCCAUCCCCAGCGACGCCACCUUGGAAAUUCAGAACGUGCGCUCCAACGACUCCGGGAUCUACCGCUGUGAGGUCAUGCACGGCAUCGAGGACAGCGAGGCCACCGUGGAGGUCGUGGUGAAAGGCAUCGUGUUCCAUUACAGAGCCAUCUCCACGCGCUACACCCUGGACUUCGACAGGGCGCAGCGGGCCUGCCUGCAGAACAGCGCCAUCAUUGCCACGCCCGAGCAGCUGCAGGCCGCCUAUGAGGACGGCUUCCACCAGUGCGACGCUGGCUGGCUGGCCGACCAGACUGUCAGGUACCCCAUCCACGUUCCUCGGGAAGGCUGCUACGGGGACAAGGACGAGUUUCCCGGCGUGAGGACCUACGGCAUCCGCGACACCAAUGAGACCUACGACGUGUACUGCUUCGCGGAGGAGAUGGAGGGCGAGGUCUUCUACUCGACGUCCCCAGAGAAGUUCACCUUCCAGGAGGCUGCCAACGAGUGCCGACGGCUGGGCGCCCGGCUGGCCACCACGGGCCAGCUGUACCUGGCCUGGCAGGGCGGCAUGGACAUGUGCAGCGCCGGCUGGCUGGCCGACCGCAGCGUGCGCUACCCCAUCUCCAAGGCCCGGCCCAACUGCGGGGGCAACCUCCUGGGCGUGAGGACCGUGUACCUGCACGCCAACCAGACGGGCUACCCCGACCCCUCAUCCCGCUACGACGCCAUCUGCUACACAGGUGAAGACUUUAUAGACAUCCCGGAGAACUUCUUCGGGGUGGGUGGCGAAGAGGACAUCACCGUGCAGACCGUGACCUGGCCCGACGUGGAGCUGCCCUUGCCCCGGAACAUCACGGAGGGCGAAGCCCGGGGCAACGUGAUCCUCACGGUGAAGCCCAUCUUCGGCGGCUCCCCCACGGCCCCGGAGCCCGAGGAACCCCUCACCUUGGCCCCCGACGUAGAGGCCACCGCCUUCCCUGAGGCUGAGAACGGGACUGGAGAGGCCUCCAGGCCGCCCUGGGCCUUUCCCGGGGCGUCCACGCCGGGCCAGGGCCCCUUCACCGGCGAGGACCUGGUCGUGCAGGUGACCGCAGCCCCGGGUGAAGCCCAGGUGCCCGGGCAGCCACGAUUGCCAGGGGGGGUCGUGUUCCACUACCGCCCCGGCUCUGCCCGCUACUCCCUGACCUUCGAGGAGGCACAGCAGGCCUGCCUGCGCACCGGGGCGGUCAUCGCCUCGCCCGAGCAGCUCCAGGCCGCCUACGAAGCAGGCUACGAGCAGUGUGACGCCGGCUGGCUGCAGGACCAGACCGUGAGAUACCCCAUUGUGAGCCCGAGGACCCCGUGUGUGGGCGACAAGGACAGCAGCCCGGGGGUCCGGACCUACGGUGUGCGCCCACCGUCAGAAACCUAUGAUGUCUACUGCUACGUGGACAAGCUCGAAGGGGAGGUGUUCUUCGUCACACGCCCGGAGCAGUUCACCUUCCAGGAAGCCCUGGAGUUCUGUGAAUCCCACAACGCCACGCUGGCCUCCACCGGCCAGCUCUACGCCGCCUGGAGCCUCGGCCUGGACAAGUGCUACGCCGGCUGGCUCGCCGACCGCAGCCUCCGCUACCCAAUCGUCACCCCUCGGCCGGCCUGCGGCGGGGACAAGCCAGGCGUGAGGACCGUCUACCUCUACCCCAACCAGACAGGCCUCCUGGACCCGCUGUCCCGGCACCACGCCUUCUGCUUCCGAGGUGUCUCGGCCACGCCCUCUCCCGGAGAAGAUCGGGGUGGCACGCCCACACCACCCUCAGACGUGGAGGACUGGAUCACUCCCCAAGUGGGACCUGGCGUGGCUGCUGUUCCCUCGGGGGAGGAGACCACUGCCGUGCCAGAUUUCACCAUGGAGCCAGAAAACCACACGGAGUGGGAACCAGCCUACACCCCAGCGGGCACCUUGCCGCUGCCAGGGGUCCCUCCUACAUGGCCUCCCACUAGCACAGCCACAGAGGAGAGCACAGAAGGCCCUUCUGCCACAGAAGUGCCCUUGGCCUCGGAGGAGCCAUCCCCCUCAGAAGAGCCAUCCCCCUCGGAGGAGCCAUCCCCCUCGGAAGAGCCAUUCCCCUCCCAGGAGCCGCUGUUCACACCUUCACCCCCAGUGCCCAGUGGGAUGGAGCUGCCGGGCUCCGGGGAGGCAUCCGGGGCACCGGAAGUCAGUGGUGACUUCUCAGCCAGUGGAGAAGCUUCAGGACACCCGGGCGCCAGUGGGCAGCCCUCGGAAGACUUUGACUCCAGGGGUGUCACCUCGGCAGCGGGCUCAGGCCUGCCCGUGGGAAGUGGACUGGCCUCGGGGGAUGAAGAUGGAAUUACAUGGUCCAACACUUCUCAAGUUGGUGGGCUGCCUUCUGGGGGUGAGGGUCUGGAAGGCUCUGCCUCCGGAGUAGAGGACCUGAGUGGACUUCCUUCUGGAGAAACUACUGCCUCUGGAGUAGAGGACCUCAGUGGACUUCCUUCUGGAGGUGAGACUCUUCCAGAAACUACUGCCUCUGGAGUAGAGGACCUCAGUGGACUUCCUUCUGGAGGUGAGACUCUUCCAGAAACUACUGCCUCUGGAGUAGAGGACCUCAGUGGACUUCCUUCUGGAGGUGAGACUCUUCCAGAAACUACUGCCUCUGGAGUAGAGGACCUCAGUGGACUUCCUUCUGGAGGUGAGACUCUUCCAGAAACUACUGCCUCUGGAGUAGAGGACCUCAGUGGACUUCCUUCUGGAGGUGAGACUCUUCCAGAAACUACUGCCUCUGGAGUAGAGGACCUCAGUGGAUUUCCUUCUGGAGGUGAGACUCUUCCAGAAACUACUGCCUCUGGAGUAGAGGACCUGGGUGGACUUCCGUCUGGAAGAGACGGUCUGGAGACCUCUGCUUCUGGAGUAGGGGAGGACCUCAGUGGACUUCCUUCUGGAGGAGAGGGCCUAGAGACCUCUGGUUCUGGACCUGAGGACCUCAGCGGGUUGCCUUCUGGAAAAGAAGACUGGACCGGGUCAGCUUCUGGAGACCUGGACCUUGGCACAAGACCUUCUGAAACUCUCGGGAGCGGGCAAGCUCCAGAAGCAAGUGGCCUUCCCUCGGGAUUUAGCGGCGAGUAUUCUGGAAUGGACCUCGGAAGCGGCCCCUCCUCCGGCUUGCCGGACUCCAGUGGGCUCCCGUCUGGGCUCCCGACCGUCUCCCUGGUGGAUACCACGCUGGUGGAAGUGGUCACAGCCCCCACGCCGGGGCAGCUGGAAGGCCGGGGCACCCUCGGCGAGAGCGGUGCUGGCGAGAUAUCUGGGCUGCCCUUCGGCGAGUUGGACAUCAGCAGGGGAGCGAGUGGGUUCCCUUCGGGAGCUGAACUCAGUGGCCAGCCGUCUGGAUCUCCUGAAAUCAGCGGGGAAACAUCUGGAUCCUUGGGUGUCAGUGGGCAGCCAUCCGGAUUCCCUGACAUCAGUGGGGGAACAUCCGGGCUCUUUGAGCUCAGCGGGCAGCCCUCGGGGUUUCCGGAGGAAACAUCUGGAAUGGCCGAGCUCAGCGGGCAGUCCUCCGGGCAGCCGGGGGUCAGCGGAGAAGCUUCUGGAGAUCUCGGCAGCGGCCGCCCGUUUGGCAUGAUCGACCUGAGCGGAGAAACAUCUGGCGUCCCUGACCUCAGUGGGCAGCCCUCGGGGUGGCCAGGGUUCAGCGGGGCCCCCUCCGGAACCCCUGACCUGGUUUCUGGCGCCGCGAGUGGCAGCGGCGAUGCGUCCGGCGUCACGUUCGUGGACAGCCCUUUCGUGGAGGUGACCCCAACUCCGUUUAGAGGAGGAGAAGAAGGUUUAGGGUCCGUGGAGCUCAGCGGCCUCCCUUCCGGGGAGACGGAUCUCUCGGGCACCUCCGGGAUGGUGGACGUCAGCGGACAGGCGUCUGGGGCCACUGACGCCGCCAGCGGGUGGACACCGCAGCCUCCGGAACUCAGCGGCCUGCCCAGCGGGGCCGCCGAGCUCAGCGGGGAAGCCUCCGGAGCCGAGGUGGGGAGCAGCCUGCCCUCGGGAGCCUAUGACGGCAGCGGGCCGCCGCGGGGCUUCCCCACCGUCUCGCUGGUGGACAGGCCUUUGGUGGAAUCUGUCACCCAGCCUCCGACGGCCCAGGAGGCAGGAGAGGGGCCUUCGGGCGUUCUGGAACUCAGCGGCGCCCAUUCCGGAGCGCCCGACGUGUCCGGAGACCAUUCUGGACUGCCGGACCUCAGCGGGCUGCCGUCCGGGCUGGGGGAGCCCCGUGGCGAGCCUUCGAGCACCCCGUAUUUCAGUGGGGACUUUUCCGGCACCACGGAUGUAAGUGGGGAGUCGUCUGCCGCAGCGAGCACCAGCGGGGACGCCUCGGGGCUGCCGGACGUCACGUUAAUCACUUCUGAAUUCGUGGAGGGUGUCACUGAACCAACCGUUUCCCAGGAACUCGGCCAGAGACCCCCUUUGACACACACACCCCAGAUUUUUGAGGCCAGCGGAGAAGCCUCGACAUCGGGGGACCUCAGUGGAGCCACGCCAAGCUUCCCCGGGUCAGGGGUCGAAGCGUCAUCCGUCCCAGAAUCCAGCAGCGAAACACCUGCCUAUCCGGAGGCCGGGGUGGGGGCGUCUGCUGCUCCUGAGGCCAGCGGGGUGGCUUCGGGGACCCCUGAUCUGGGUGAAACCACCUCCGCCUUCCACGAAGCUGACCUGGAGGGAGCCUCAGGCCUGGGGGUGAGCGGCAGCCCCUCCCCCUUCCAGGAAGGGCCCACGGAGGGCUCCACCCCGUCGGGAAUGAGCGGAGAGCCGACCACCACCUACGAUGUGGCCACGGAGACCUCGGGCUGGCCUUCGGCCACCCCCGUGGCUUCUGGAGACGGGACGGAAGUCAGCGGAGACCUGUCUGGUCACGCCUCGGGGCUGGGUGUUGUCGUCGGCACCAGCGUCCCGGAGUUUGAAUGGACCCAGCAGACCCAGCGCCCUGCAGAGGCGCAGCUAGAAAUGGAGUCCUCGAGCCCCGUGCACUCGGGAGAAGAGGCCCAAACAGCCGAAACAGCCAUCUCCCCGACAGACGCGUCUUCCACCCCAACUUCGGCGGAAGGGACGGAAGGAUCGGAGGCAACCGCUUCAGACAUUGAUGAGUGCCUCUCAAGCCCUUGUGUGAAUGGAGCCACCUGCGUGGACGCCAUCGACUCUUUCACAUGCUUAUGCCUUCCCAGCUACCGAGGGGACCUGUGUGAGAUCGACCAGGCGCUGUGCGAGGAGGGCUGGACCAAGUUCCAGGGCCACUGCUACCGCCACUUCCCGGAGCGCGAGAGCUGGGUGGACGCCGAGAGCCGCUGCCGCCAGCAGCAGGCGCACCUGAGCAGCAUCGUCACCCCCGAGGAGCAGGAGUUCGUCAACAGCAAUGCUCAGAACUACCAGUGGAUCGGCCUGAACGACAGGAGCAUCGAAGGGGACUUCCGCUGGUCAGAUGGACACUCCCUGCAAUUUGAGAACUGGCGCCCCAACCAGCCGGACAACUUCUUCGCCUCCGGGGAGGACUGCGUGGUGAUGAUCUGGCACGAGAAGGGCGAGUGGAACGACGUGCCCUGCAAUUACCACCUGCCCUUCACGUGUAAGAAGGGCACAGUGGCCUGCGGAGAGCCCCCCGUGGUGGAGCACGCCAGGACGUUCGGCCAGAAGAAGGAGCGCUACGAGAUCAGCGCGCUGGUGCGGUACCAGUGCACCGAGGGCUUCGUCCAGCGCCACGUGCCCACCAUCCGGUGCCUGCCCAGCGGGCACUGGGAGGAGCCUCGCAUCACCUGCACAGACCGCUGUUCCCUCUCCCUUCCCCCAGCCGCCACCUACAAGCGCCGACUACAGAAGCGGAGCUCCCGGGCCCCCCGGAGGAGGCGCCCCAGCACCGCCCACUGA